AUGUCUUGGGUAAAUCAGUAUUUAAGCACGGGCAACCAUGGCUCUAUACAAUACGACGGAGGUGUUUUAUAUCCGGGACCUGAGGAAGACAUUGAAAUGGCGGAAAGAAUUCCAUUAACAAAUGUUAAUCGUUCACAUAGCAGUAAUGAUAUUCGAACAGUGCAAAGAGAGGAUGCUGCUACUCGUAUACGGUACGGAGAUAAUCCAAAUUUCGACGAUUUGGAUACGAGUGGCGAAACAGUUGAAUUUGAACGGGUGCCAGAAUCAAGGCCAGAAGAAAGUAAUAUCGGCGUGCGACGGCGCCGCCCAAAUAGACCACGAAAUCGUGGUCGAGGUCACCAGAGUUCAGAUAUAGAAACCGCUAGCGAAACAGUGCCCUUGUUAUCUGAAAGUGUCACGGACGGGGCCGCAAUUAGCACAGCUGGUGUUACAAGUUCAGGGCAGAUAGCGAUAGCGGCCGGUGCGACAACUGCUGCCGCCGCAGGUGUUGCUUACGGCAUUAAAAAAGUAGUUGAACGUGUACAGAACAAAGGAUAUACUUUACCUGGUAGUGAUUACGUAGGACCGGGAAAUCCUAUAAAUAUAGACGCACCGCGCAGUGGAGCAGAUGCCAUUGCUAAAGAGCACGACGUAGGAUACGAUAAUCUGCUAAAGGAAGCAAGAGAACGACCAUUUACAGAAGAAGAGUUUAGACAACGAGUUCAACAGUUGGAUGCAAAAGCUAUACUUGAUUUCGCAAUUGACUGGAGUCAUACACGAAACUGGCAUUCAUUUGUGGGAAAAUACGGCCUGAAAUUGAAGACAGCUGUUGAACAACGUAUUGGAAAAACUUUGUACCCGAAACAACCAAAUGCCGAAAAAACAGAUCACGACCGUCCAUCAACAUCUGGUUCAGCCACUGGAGCAAGUUCUGUAGACGAACAUCACGUCGACCACGAGGUAUCAAACAGCGAAGAAGACGAAGACGAACAAGGACCAGAAGAAACACAACAACAUUCUGAACCACAACGUUUAGUACCAUAUUCUGAUAGUGACAAAGGUAUGAGUUCGCCAAUGCAGGUAGAUUCAGGUAAACGUCAGGCUGCAGCAGGUCAUUCUGGUGGAUCUAAGAAAAAAAAAAACCUUAACAGGUACUGCAGCACCAUCUGCUAACGUACUGGGUGGUUCUCCUAAUACUCGUGUUGAUCCGUUACCUGCUCCUUCUAUAUUAGAUACUGGUAAUAUUACAAGAUAUCGCAAAGUACAUAGAAUUUUCACAUAUGGUUUAGCAUAUACAGUGAUUGAACAUGAAAAGGUAGUAUGCAUGGUUACUCCUUUGGCAGAAAUUCCCAUUGAUAGGCCAUUUUUGUAUAUGACACCUUCUGAAUUUGAUUUAUUGCCUGAUGGUAGUAGAAUUGUUCAUUGUUCUGUAAAAGUAAUUGCACGAAAUCCUAGAAUUGCUUUUCCCACUAAUUCAAGUGACACAGAACUUGCAACAUUAAAUCAAAAUAAGAAUAUGAUUACAAGUGAAGGGAUUAAUUUGAAAAUACCGGGUAUUAAUGUAAAACCUACAGCAUUUGCAGCAAAUGCACCUAUGGAAACAACUGCCAUAGAUCAUAAACGAAAGUUUGAUUCCAUUUGGAAGUCAUGGUAUGGUUAUAGAAAUGAUGAAGCAGAGUUUCUUACUAAAGUGCCUGCACAUCAAUUUGGACAACCCAUUAAUUUGAAAUAUUAUUGUGAGUGUGUUUCUAGCUCAAAAGAUAAGGGUUUACAUAAUUGGGGUUGGAAAUGUGUACAGUCUUGUGUUUCGGAAGUAGAUGCAGAUGUACGAACAGGAAGUGUUAUUGUUGACUAUGCUUACACACCAACAUUAGGUUUUUCUCAAAAUUCCAAAAGUAGCCAAUGUUGAUAUUUUUCCUAUUACAAGUACUGCUCAAAAUGUAAUUCAAAGGUAUAAUAUUAAUGCUGAUAAGCACUGUAAACCUUUUAUGUCAUGUGAUAGUUUUUCUUUAACCCCUUUUGAACCAGCAAGAAUGGAAGAACAAUUAGUAGGAGCUGUUACUCCAGUCACAAAUGCAGAAGCAUCUGGAUAUAAUAAUUUAAUAGAAAAAGCUGAUAUUGCUUCUGCCGGGUAUAAUAUUAGACUUCAUGAUACAAAUGUUCAACCGAGCCUUCAUGUAGGCAUUAAUCCUACAUAUGCUUUAAGUACAAGCAGUUUAAAUAGUGAUGUUACAAAAUAUACUGAUACUCAAAUGUUAUUUGAAGUUAUUGCAGAAUGUUCAGUGUAUGCAGAUGGUCUAGAGACACAUUACCCUAGAGCAACUGUAUCAAAUGUUCAAGUAUCAGAUAUGAUUUAUAUGUCUAAUGUAAAAAGGAAUGAGGAAUCAUCUGUU
This is a messenger RNA of Schistocerca piceifrons (Central American locust), 2372 nucleotides long. RefSeq lists its product as uncharacterized. Bases 1 to 1152 code for a protein of 383 amino acids. The transcript is spliced from 2 exons. Gene Ontology annotation, molecular function: structural molecule activity. The record is from RefSeq and is a predicted model, not a curated record. Lineage: Eukaryota; Metazoa; Arthropoda; Insecta; Orthoptera; Acrididae.